Molecule: messenger RNA, 448 nt
Organism: Dichomitus squalens LYAD-421 SS1
Lineage: Eukaryota; Fungi; Basidiomycota; Agaricomycetes; Polyporales; Polyporaceae
Exons: 1
Coding region: 98-379 (93 amino acids)
Source: RefSeq, a predicted model, not a curated record
CGGUCAAGCACGCAACGCGAAGUAUUGAUAUUUAAUGAAGAUCAUCGACAUACGCAUACAGCUCGAACAGUAUAUACGGCAAGACCAUUGCUAAGGAAUGGAAGGCAAGUCAGCGCGACUGAGAAUCAAGCAAGUCCGGAGUAAGAUCAGAAAAGCCGAUGUUUUCAUUUUUCCCCCCACAGUGACCCCAUUUCGACCCGGUCCAUGGUCAUCAAGACGAUGUCCACAAACGCGACCCAGGGUCCGCAAGCGAACAAAGGGUGGGAGAGACGAAGUAUAUGAGGGGACGCUCAACGAAUGGAUGAACUUGUUGUCGUCCCGGACGAGAUACCGGGGAAGUACACUCACCUAUACAGCACGACGACGUGAUAGCUACUGAAAGCGAGCAAGACCUAGAAGACAGAAAGGUCAGCAACACGUCGUGCGAAGACGAUGGAUAGGAGAGAAG